Messenger RNA from Lycium barbarum (goji berry), 1227 nucleotides. RefSeq names its product probable indole-3-pyruvate monooxygenase YUCCA3. NCBI's taxonomy places the organism in Eukaryota, Viridiplantae, Streptophyta, Magnoliopsida, Solanales, Solanaceae. The transcript has 3 exons. The coding region runs from base 98 to 1105 and encodes 335 amino acids. The record is from RefSeq and is a predicted model, not a curated record. Gene Ontology annotation, molecular function: flavin adenine dinucleotide binding; monooxygenase activity.
GAAGCUAUAAUCUUCCUUCUCUCGUCUCAUCUUGUUCUUCUGUCCCACUAAAUCUAUCAAAAACUAGCGGAUAAAAGUAGAAAUUGCUGCAUAUUUCAUGAUGAAUCAGAAUUUUUAUCCUUGUCCACUUCUAACAGUUCGUGCACCUGAACCAAAAAAAUCCUUUGCUGGUAGAUGCAUACAAGCUAUCAUUGUUGGGGCAGGUCCUUCAGGAAUAGCAACAGCUGCUUGCCUUAAACAACAAGGGGUUUCCUUUGUAAUCUUUGAACGGGCCAACUGUAUUGCUUCACUAUGGCAAAAUAGAACUUAUGAUCGACUUAGACUUAACGUGCCACGAAAAUUCUGCGAAUUGCCUUACUUGUCAUUUCCAGAACACUUCCCAGAGUAUCCUACGAAGUACCAGUUCAUCAGCUAUCUCGAAUCUUAUGCCAAGCACUUCGAGAUCAACCCACGAUUCAACGAGUCAGUGAACUUAGCUGAAUAUGAUGAAACACUCAGUUUAUGGAGGGUAAAGACAGUUUCUGGAAAUGGUUCAAUCACCGAGUAUAUGUGUAGGUGGCUUGUUGUUGCCACAGGAGAGAAUGCAGAAAAGAUAGUGCCUGAUUUCGUAGGACUACAAGAUUUUGGUGGUCAAGUUAUGCAUGCUUCCGACUAUAAGACAGGGGAGUCAUAUGAAGGAAAGAAUGUGUUGGUUGUUGGGUGUGGCAAUUCAGGCAUAGAUAUUUCACUUGAUCUUUCCCACCAUAAUGCAAAUCCAUUCAUGGUGGUCCGAAGCUCGGAGGGUCGUGUUUUCUCUAGGGAAAUAAAUAUAGUUCCAGCAAUCAAGAAAUUUUCUCAAGGAAAAGUGGAAUUUGUUGAUGAGAAAGUUCUUGAGAUUGACUCUGUAAUCUUAGCUACAGGAUAUUGCAGCAAUGUGAAGUCCUGGCUAAUGGAGAGUGAAUUUUUUUCAAGUGAGGGAUAUCCAAAAACCCAAUUUCCAAAUGGAUGGAAGGGAGAGGCUGGUCUAUAUGCAGUUGGCUUUACAAGAUAUGGACUUUACGGUGCAUCUUUGGAUGCCACUAAUGUUGCACAAGAUAUUGCAAAAAACUGGAAGGAAGAAAUGUAGUAGAAAAAUCAAUCUGUUGCAUGCCAUAGAGAAGAAGCAUCAAGCAAGUCAACUUUCUAAUGCCAAGAAAAUAAGAUUUUCCUUUCCUUUUGUAUUCUUUUUUGGCUUUUCUUCCUGUAAUU